GGCUGAUGCCUGUUGACCCAUCUCGCUGGGUCCUCUCUCUCGUAUCACUGCCAACGAGAUGAGUGCAAUUGGAAAUAGUCCGAUUAACCUUUUGAGAUCGGCAAUAAAUCUCGGGGGGCACAGUAAACCAAAUCUUCUUGGCCCAUGCUCUUGCAUUUUGGUCUCGAACUGUUUGCUUACUACAUGGUCAGCUUCGUCCCUGAUCCUACCUACAUAAUGCCCCCGUCUUCUCCCUUCUCUCGUCGCUCGUCGACGUUGGGACAAAUUGCAGCAUAGUGGACUUCCACCGACUCGAACAUGAAGACCUCUGUUAUUGGUGGUGUCGUGCUCAAUGCGCUCCUUGCUACGGCAGGAUGCCCUUUUAUGGACGCCGAGGCGGCCGACAGGCUCGAGCGUCGCGGUACUUUCCCAGUAAACCACACGGAAAAGGCUGCUGGCACAAAAUUCCUUGACCAAUUUACCGUCAACGACACCGACAGCUACUCGACCACUGACUUUGGCACUCCGGUCGAUGACCAUACCUCGCUCAAGGCCGGCGACCGCGGCCCGACCCUCUUGGAGGACUUUGUUCUUCGAACCAGAAUCACCCGUUUCGACCAUGAGCGCAUCCCCGAACGUGUUGUCCAUGCCCGUGGCGCUGCUGCACAUGGAUACUUCGAGUCCUACGCCGACUGGUCAAAUAUUACCGCCGCCUCUUUCCUUGGUGCUGCCGGAAAGCAGACUCCCAUCUUCCUCCGUUUUUCCACUGUUGCAGGUUCCCGUGGUAGCAUUGACUCGGCACGAGAUGUUCACGGUUUCUCUCUCCGUUUCUACACCGACGAGGGCAACUAUGACAUUGUCGGAAACAACAUUCCCAUUUUCUUUAUCCAGGAUGCCAUGAACUUUCCCGACUUGAUUCACGCCGUCAAGCCCAACCCUCAAAACGAGAUCCCCCAGGCCCAGACUGCUCACGACUCGGCUUGGGAUUACUUUGGCUCGAACCCGUCUACUUUGCACACUCUCUUUUGGGCUCUUUCCGGUCACGGUAUCCCCCGUAGCUUCCGACACAUGGACGGCUUCGGUAUUCACACUUUCCGCUUUGUCAACGACGAGGGCAAGUCGAAGCUGGUCAAGUUCCACUUCAAGACCCAGCAGGGGUUGGCCUCCUUGACCUGGCCCGAGGCGCAGGGUCUCGGUGGUCAAAAUCCCGACUGGCAUCGCCAAGACCUCUUCGAAUCCAUUGACUCUGGCGCCUACCCCGAGUGGGAGGUGUCCGUGCAGAUUAUGGAGGAGGAGGACGUCUUGAAGUAUGGCGUUGACCUCCUCGACCCGACCAAGAUUGUCCCUGUCGAAUACGUCCCUCUGACCCCGCUCGGCAAGUUCGUCUUGACCGAGAACCCCCGCAAUUACUUUGCUGAGACUGAGCAAGCCAUGUUCUGUCCCGGCCACGUUGUGCGCGGAAUUGACUUUUCCGAUGACCCCUUGCUCCAGGGCCGCUUGUUCUCCUAUGUUGACACCCAGCUCAGCCGUAAUAUGGGCUCUCCCAACUUUGAACAGAUCCCAAUUAACAGACCUCGUGUCCCUGUCCACAACAACAACCGGGACGGUGCUGGCCAGCAGAUGAUCCCCUUGAACAAUGCUCCCUACUACGUCAACACCUUGAACAACAACUGGCCUAAGCCGGCCAACCAGACCCAGGGCAAUGGCUUCUUCACUGCUCCGGCUCGCCGGAUUGUUGACGCCGCCUAUGUUCGCGAGACCUCGCCCACCUUCUCCGACUACUGGACUCAGCCAAGACUCUUCUACAACUCGCUUCUCCCGGCUGAGCAGCAGAUGGUGGUCAACGCUGCUCGAUUUGAGCUGUCCAAGGUUGCUUCUCCCGUCGUCAAGCAAAACGCCAUUGCUCAGUUCAACAAGAUUGACCAUGAUCUUGCUGAGCGUGUUGCUGUUGCGCUUGGCAUGGAGGCGCCCGCUGCCGACCCUCAAUACUAUCACAACAACAAGACCGCCGGUGUCUCCGUCUUUGCCGAGCCCCUUCCGUCGGUUGCCGGUCUGCAAGUUGGCAUUUUGGCUACCGACUCAUCGAACUCUUCACUGAGCCAGGCAUCCGCCUUGGCCAAGUCUUUCAAGCAGAUGGGCGCGGUCCCUGUCAUCAUUUCUGAGACGUUGGCUCAUGGGGCUGACGCCACCUAUAUCGCCUCUGAUGCUGUUCUCUUUGAUGGUGUCAUCGUGGUGGACGGUACCCAGUCCCUGUUCACUGCUGGCGCCUCGACUCUUUACCCAAUUGGCCGCCCGGCACAGAUUGUCCGGGAUGCUUUCUACUACGGAAAGCCGAUUGGCGCGGUUGGCGCCGCCAAGGACGGCCUUUCGCAGGCUUCUGUGCCCAUCCAGAAGGGUGUCUUUACCGCUAACAGCACGAGCAAGGACUUUGUCAAUGACUUUGAGGGCGGCCUGAAGCAGUUCAAGUACUUGGAUCGUUUCCCCCUUGAUUCAUAAAUGCAUUGAUGCGUAAAUACAGCGACUGUAUAUUCCUUGUGUACUCUAAACUUUCUUUGUCUAGCGUUUACUGUCACGAAAUGAACAUGUAGAUACGAAACGCUUUCUGUUUAUACCACAGAAUGUUAUAUAUCCAUGAAAGUUCUCCAAAUGUCUUGGUCAAA
Xylona heveae TC161 is the source of this 2639-nucleotide messenger RNA. Its product is annotated as catalase-domain-containing protein. Gene Ontology annotation, cellular component: cytosol. Gene Ontology annotation, biological process: hydrogen peroxide catabolic process; response to oxidative stress. The record is from RefSeq and is a predicted model, not a curated record. The coding region runs from base 298 to 2475 and encodes 725 amino acids. Gene Ontology annotation, molecular function: catalase activity; heme binding. NCBI's taxonomy places the organism in Eukaryota, Fungi, Ascomycota, Xylonomycetes, Xylonales, Xylonaceae. The transcript is spliced from 5 exons.